This is a messenger RNA of Hyalella azteca, 2527 nucleotides long. RefSeq names its product differentially expressed in FDCP 8 homolog B-like. The record is from RefSeq and is a predicted model, not a curated record. The transcript has 6 exons. Lineage: Eukaryota; Metazoa; Arthropoda; Malacostraca; Amphipoda; Hyalellidae. The annotation marks the transcript as partial.
AGCGUGAAGGAGCUGUCAGAAAUAGCAGGGCAGAUGGGGGGCGUGACUGCGUGUGGCCACGUGUUGGCUCCUGCGUCAGGUUCUCGCGCUCAGUGCGACGUGUGCACCUCCACCAUGUGGCAUCUCUUCAGCUCCGCCUAUGUCUGCACAGCUUGCAACCUGCGCGUUUACAGCUCGUGUUUACGCGGCAUCCGCCGCUACUGUCCCGCCUCCUACUUCUCCGCAACGCCUCCUACGAGCACCAUACGCUCCCUGCCUUCGUAUCCUGCAUCCUCAUCUCUAGGUCCUCGAAACACUGCAAGUCCUCCCGCCUCGCCUUCCACAGUCUCCAGAGAAUCCUUCCAGACUCACUCCUCCAAGUCGGAUCCCGGCAGUGAAUCUUGUAGAGUUAAUUCCUCGAAGUCGGAUCGGUCCAGCGACUCAGGAUCACUCGAGUCAUCGGUUCGGUCCCCAAAGUCUUUCAUUCAGAGUGGACCUGCGGCCCACAAGUCCCCCUUACACGUCCUGCAGGAGCUCGCCAUCAAAGCUGCUGACGAAGGCGACGUGAGACGUGAGGGCAAAAGUCCUGCGAGUCGCGUGGUCAUCGGGCGCAUGUCCGUCCUCGUCACCAGCAUCUGCCCCGAGGCGGGACUCAGCGCCCAGAACUUCCGAUGCGCUGAAUGUGGUCAGCUUAUCACCUACCGCUGGGCCUUCGGAUGCGCCUUACAGCUGCUGCAGUUCUGCUGCCGUAAGCCGCUGCUGGAUCUACGGCAGCUCAACCCACAGCUGUUCACGCUGCUGCAGGAGCUCUGCGAGGUCAAGAAGCUGCGGGAGGAUCUGCUGCUGAUGAAGCAGUAUUUGUGCUCCUGCAGGACCGCCGUACAGGACCGUCUCCUGCACAAGCUUGCGUCCCGUCAGCACUUCGUGGACUGCCCUCACCUCUACAGCCUGCAGGACCUCUGCGACCUGCACGCUGGCCUGCUGCUCCCUCAGCUGCAGGCCGUUCAUAACGAGUUCGACCUUCACAUACGCACACAGUGUCAGGCUUGUCAAGGACGCGGUCACAUUUGCCUCAACUGCAAAGACAAGGACGACAUCCUGUACCCGUUCGAGCAGCGAGCUGUGCAGUGCAGUGCAUGCUUUGCAGUGAUGCACAGCGAGUGCUACAUCGUACAGCGAUGCUGUGCCAAGUGUGAGAUGCAGGGGCGCAGAGGAGAAGCUUCCAUCAUCGGGGCCUUGGCCGAUCUUGCGGCGCCCGUAGUGCAGAAGAGGCAGCAGCUCGCCAGGAAUAACGUCUGCUGACACAGGACGUUAUUUUCCCGUAGCUUCUAUUCGCUUCUCUCUAGUUCUUACUGUGAUAAAUUUCGUUGGUUCUAAGAACUAUGCAAUUCGAGGCCUAUAGAAGAUAUUAUGAAUAAUGUCAAGAUGACAUUCUAUUGUUCGUAAUUCUCAGUUUAUUCUUCAUCUUCAUAUUCAUUGAGAGCGUUCUAUUCAUAAGAAAUUUAACUCAUCUUCGAUCUGUCCAGUCUAUGAGGAAACUUACAGCUCAUGGUUGCGCGUAUUUUUUAUUGAGUGUUUCAUCAGAGCUUAUGCUCGAAAUAAUUUAGACACGAGUUCCGCUAAGGAAUUUCUGUGUUCCGACUGCUAGAAAAUUUGCUUUGACUAAUUUAUUAACGCCUAACUAGUCCUUGUCAGAGCUGAUAACUUAUGCAGGCGACGUGCGAGCCGUGCUACCUGACGAGAAGAAAUAUUUGGUGCCAUGCUUUCACUUCAUUUACGUACUUUACGCUACUUAUAUUAAAUUGAAAUUUCGAAGCCUCGAAACUGCAGUGUCGAACGUACACGUGCUGUAACGUACCGCGCGUUCUUAACAGACUAACACACGUACCGUUCUUAACAGGUUCUUAACUGUCUACGAGUCUCGCGUAACUAAAUCUGAAUAAUCUUAUAUGCUGAAAUGAAACUCUGAACUUCCACUUCUAUGUUCAAUUUCUUGUAAAAAUAAUCAAUUAAUUUCGUAUUUAGUUGUGUUAACGGCAGGUCAAAGCGUAAAUGGUAAAAGAGAGCAGCGGUUUCUGACGUGAACUUGUUCAACAUAAUAUUGAACAGAUCUUGUGUGGUCGAGCGAUUUUUCAUGUCACCAGAAUCCAAUUUCUUUGCAGUCUCGAAAGAUUCCGAAACCAAGAUUGUUUAUCAAUGCCAUUGGAAUUUGUUGAUGCUUUUUCUCUCUCAUUCUUCAGGCUCACAAGGCACGGAGGAAAAGAUGAUCAGGGCUUGGGAUGAUCUAUAGCUUUCUAAUCCAUGUACAACAACAGCGGGGCUCAAAUAUACCUUAUAGCAUUACUGCGCUGUGACUCGCGGAAUCCUGGAGACCCACCGACCAUUUAGUUCGACCUUCGUUUGGGAAAAGGAAUUUUUAAAAACUGCUCGUUUCAGGACGAGUCGGCAUUCUUUAGCGUGGCGUCGUCUCCGUGAUGCCGGUUAAAGAUAAGGCGCGUCCGCAUAUUCGUUGUGUCGUAUCGUUGUGGACGUUAUCUUCGUUUUAGGC